Molecule: messenger RNA, 5178 nt
Organism: Chroicocephalus ridibundus (black-headed gull)
Lineage: Eukaryota; Metazoa; Chordata; Aves; Charadriiformes; Laridae
Gene: NISCH
Product: nischarin
Exons: 21
Coding region: 147-4406 (1419 amino acids)
Cellular component (GO): cytoplasm
Molecular function (GO): phosphatidylinositol binding; integrin binding
Source: RefSeq, a predicted model, not a curated record
GUAGAGCUAAGAUGGCGGUGGUGGCAGCGCGGGCCGGGUCGGGGGCUGGUGCAGGCGGCGGUGGCGGCAGCAGCAGCAGCUACCAGCGGGGAGCGGUGACGGCGUGAGCGCGGCGGCGGCCGGUCCCCUGCACUUCCCGCGGCGUCAUGGAAGCGGCGGCGGGGGGCGAAGACGGCGAGGAACCCCCGCGGGAGGCCCGCGUCGUGGGUUCCGAGCUGGUGGAGACCUACACGGUAUACGUUAUUCAGGUCAGUGUUGGCAAUUAUCAGUGGACAGUCAAACAUCGUUACAGUGAUUUCCAUGACUUGCAUGAAAAGCUUGUUUCAGAAAAGAAAAUAGAUAAAAAUCUGUUACCUCCCAAGAAGAUUAUUGGAAAAAAUUCCAAAAGCCUGGUGGAGAAAAGACAGAAGGAAUUAGAGGUCUACCUGCAAACCCUGCUAGUCAAGUUCCCCAUUACAGCUCCAAAAGUUUUGUCACACUUCCUACACUUUCAUUUAUAUGAGAUCAAUGGGAUCACUGCUGCGUUGGCUGAAGAGCUCUUCCACAAAGGAGAGCAGUUAUUAAUGGCUGGGGAAGUCUUCACCAUCAGACCCUUGCAGUUAUAUGCUGUCACUCAACAGUUGCUACAGGGGAAGCCUACAUGUGCUAAUGGAGAUGCCAAAACAGAUCUAGGUCAUAUUCUAGACUUCACUUGUAGACUCAAGUAUUUAAAGGUCACUGGAACAGGGGGACCUUUUGGAACCAGUAACAUUCAGGAGCAUCUCUUGCCUUUUGAUCUGUCAAUUUUCAAAUCGCUUCAUCAAAUAGAGAUCAGUCAUUGUGGGGGAAAGCUUAUCAAAGGGCUGACUUCAUCAAAACAUACUCUGGCCACAAUGAGUAUUCGAUUUUCGGCAACAUCAAUGAAGGAAAUCCUAGUGCCUGAGGCCUCUGAGUUUGACCAGUGGGAGCCAGAGGGUGCAACUUCGAGUUGUCCAGUGACAGCAGUUAUCCCAACAUGGAGAACUUUAACAACUUUGGAUAUGAGUCACAAUAGCAUCUCUCAAAUUGAUGAUUCAGUGAAAUUAAUUCCGAAGAUUGAAUUCCUGGAUUUGAGUCACAAUGGGGUGUCUCUGGUAGAAAAUUUACAGCAUCUCUACAACCUUGUUCACCUGGACUUAUCCUACAACAAGCUUACAUCACUAGAAGGUGUUCACACAAAACUGGGAAACAUCAAAACUCUGAAUUUAGCAGGAAAUCAGCUGGAAAGGCUGUGUGGUCUUAACAAACUGUACUCAUUAGUCAACUUGGAUCUGAGCAACAACAAAAUAGAACAGAUUGAUGAAGUGAAAAAUAUAGGAAACCUCCCAUGCUUAGAAAAGGUGGUUUUAUCCAGCAAUCCAUUGAGCAUCAUCCCUGAUUACCGGACCAAAGUACUUGCUCAGUUUGGGGACAGGGCCUCAGAGGUCUGUUUGGAUAAUAUUGGUACCACAGAAAAGGAACUAGACACUGUGGAAGUGCUAAAAGCUAUUCAAAAAGCAAAGGAGGUGAAAUACAAGCUGAGCAACUCUGAUAAAAAGAUCAGUGAGGACUCCAGGCUCACUGCCGCCAGCUCCAAAUCAAACUGUUCUUCUCUUACUGUUCGUCCUUCCUCUCCCUCUCUGCCUCGUCCUGUCAGCUCCAGCCAAGAAAUAAUUUGUGAAGAAACAGUCCUAGCCAGCAGUUUUUUGCAGUCCAGUGGUUCGACUCCUACAGACCAUACAGUUCCCCAGAGAUGCUUUGAAAUACCAGACUCCAGAUGUAAAAAUCAGGCACCUGUGCCUCUACUGGAUUCAUGCAAAAAGUAUGGAAGUGGUCAUCAUAUGUGUUUGAAUCAUUCAGAAGAACACUGUGUGGUGCCUGACCCCUGUAACACCAUCAUCUUGCCUUUUAAUUGUAUGUCAUACACUGCCACAAACCAAGAUUUUAUCCAGCACCUUUCUGCCUUGAUAGUGCAGACUGUGCAGAGAUCGCCCCCCUCCUUUACAGAGAAUAAAGGAAGCCCUCCUGGUGAUUCCAGAACCACAGACAAAGAAGAUGGAUAUUUUGAAAUGGGACUUAAUGAAGGAGAUCAGACUUUUGAGUUCAGCACUCCUUCAGAUACUCAGUCAUCUGACAACAUAGCAGUCGAGAGUGUUGACAUAGUCAAAAUUCUCUGGAGUUUUUCUAUUCACAUUCAUAACGGACUCAGGCAGUUUGCUUCCUGUUUGGUUUUGACUGAUGACAUGCUAGCUGUGUUUGAGAUUCCUCAUCAGGAAUUGAGAGGAAAUUGCCAGCACAUCUCUUCUGCCUUGAAAUUAACGCUGUGUUUUCCGUAUACUGAUCUAACAGAAUUUGGCUUUCUCCUGCCAGAAAUCUGUUUAACCCUGAAGCUGAAAAACAGUGAAAACUACUUGUUUAUUGUUUCAGACUCCCAGAAUCUUCAAGACUUUUAUUCUUGUUUACACGCGUGUUGCUAUCAACACUACACAUCAGUGUUACCAAGCUCCACGUUGUACUGUGGAAAAGCAAACCUCCAAGAGUUUCUCUGUCAGCUUAUGGAAUUGAAUUGCAUUUCAGCAGAAGAUGUUGAAAUAAAAGGUUGUUUCCCAACCUAUCUUGUUUGUGGGAAUAAAACCAGUGUUCAGAAAAUCUUGCAUCCACCAGAGUCAGCUGGCAAUAACAAAGAACGGUCAAAAAAUGUUUUGUGUUCUGCACUUUAUUCUUCAGUGUAUAAAUCUUCUGACCAGGGUCCCUGUGUGGUUCAUCCGUGUUGGAUAUUUCUGACACCCCAGUAUUUGUACAUAGUAAAGGUGGAUUUCAGUUUACUGCCAGGUAAAUGGGUAGGCACAGAAGACUUGGAAAGUGUAUUUAAGCUGAAUAGGAUUCCGUUAGCAUCACUUGUGUUGCAUCCAACUCAUGGUUCCACCCAGCAGAAGGGUUCAUUUUCGGAUGGGCACGUGUUGGAGUUGCUCGUUGGAUACAGAAUUGUUACAGCAGUGUUUGUUCUACCUCAUGAGAAAUUCCACUUCCUAAGAAUCUACGGUCUUUUAAGGACACUCCUGCAGGAUGUUAAGACUAUUAUUAUUUUCAAAGCUGCAAACAAGCCAGAUGCUGUAAGAAAUCAUGUUGUGGAGGCAAACAGACAUGGUCAGUCAGCAAGCUUUUGCAAGCCUCAUCUGACACUGUCAUCUUUAUAUCCAUCUGAAUUUCUUAUGCAGAAGAUAACAGAAGAUAACCAGAUUCCUGUUCACCUUCGUGUUUCUGUGUCUCUGCAGUAUGUGGCUGGGCUGAAAGGAAAUGCCCUAGUUGAGUUUUUCCAUGGCAACAUUGCAGAGGUGGAAAACGAAGAGUUGAGACAUCUUAUGUGGUCUUCAGUUCUGUUUUACAAGACUCCCAAUGUGGAAGUGAUGGCUUGUGUGCUUCUGUCAACAAAAGCUAUUUACUUUCUGUUGGAUGAUUCUUUCAUUCAUGCUGAUGAGCACCAGUCAGAUUUUUGGAACAAAGAAAACUCAGAUUGUGAAAAUAGUUCUUUCCACCUCUCUUGCUGCUUUGUGCUAAAACUUAACGACCUGCAGUCAGUAAAUGUUGGCCUGUUUGACCAAUACUUCCGAAUUACUGGACACUCUGCAGAUCAUAUAGUCACCUGCCUGACAAGAGACAGUUACAACACUCACACCUUCAUACAGCAGCUUAUGGCAGUUCUGUCACUGCUUGCACGCACACCUUCACCUGAACCAGUAGAUAAAGACUUCUACUCUGAAUUUGGGAGUAAGAACACGGGAAAAAUGGAGAAUUAUGAACUGAUUCACUCUAGCAGAGUAAAAUUUAUUUAUCCAAAUGAAGAGGAAAUUGGGGACCUUGCUUUUCUAGUGGCAGAGAAGAUGGAUGGUUUGACUAAUCUUCAGUCCCUCAACAUCCUUCUGUAUGUGUUGGCAUUUCAAGUAAAUCAUGUUGAAGGAUCUGCCCAAAACACUAGUUCGCUUCAACCUAAAACACUUAUAUUAACCAGCUCUGAUUUGUUCCUCUUUGAUGAAGAUUAUAUCAGUUACCCACUACCUGAAUUUGCGAAGGAACCACCAAAGAGAGAUAAGUAUCAGCUUGUAGAUGGAAGACGAAUCCGGGAUUUAGAUAGAGUACUGAUGGGUUAUCAAACAUAUCCGCAGGCCCUUACAUUUGUGUUUGAUGAUGUUCAGAAUCAGGAUCUGAUGCAGAAUUUAACACUGGAUCACUUUGGAGAAACCGAUAGUGCCCCAAAGGGAAAUGCAAAACAAGAAGGCAGCAGGAGCAGAGAGAUCCAGUGGUACAUCUUUAUCCCAAGUGCAGAAAGCAGGGAGAAAUUAAUUUCAUUACUUGCAAGACAGUGGGAGAUCUUGUGUGGUAGGGAACUGCCUUUGGAACUCACUGGGUAAUUAUUGCACAGCUAAUUGAUUUCAGUGUCUGUUAUAAGGUAAAGCACAGUGUUUAAAUAGGUAGCGUCUGUCAAGUUCUGGUUUUUUUUUUUCAAUAAGGAGCUGACCUGGACUCCCUUGCUCCCUAGUGCACUGAACAUUUAAUAGUACACAGAAAUAUUCUGAAGUGUUAACUGGGGACUGAACUUCUUGUAAAUUCUAUUUUUUAUGCAAUAGUAUAUAGUAAAAAAAAAAUCAUGAGACAUCCUGGGAAACUGUAUGGAAAAAUUAAGGAGUCAACACUAGAUAUGCUGUCGUCUAGGGCUGUUAAGGUUUCCGCUAUUUUUCUGUAUAUAUCAGUCUUGCUGUUCUAUACAAAUUCUAAUGUGUAAAUAAGGGUAAAUGCUCGUGUAUGUUGAAGUGCAAUGUUCUUUGUAUGAGAAGUAUUUUGGGUAUGCUGCUAAUGCUUAUUAUUUAAUGAUCUUAGUUUUACAUAUGUUUUCAUUUGGAGCCAAAUGUAAUUAUUUGCUGCCAAUCAUGAAUUUAGCAGUAAAAUUUGAGCCGCAAGCAGGUGACGUUUUCAUAUGAAAUUUGUUUCCUGGGCAUUCUUUUUCCUUACCCUAGGAUAAAGAAUAAUUGCCUGUUAAAGAUCCACUCAGUGUCAUCUUGAAAGUGGAAAUACCAAACAUGGGUAUGUGAGCAUUUUGUCAGCAAAUAAUGAAUUUGUAUCUCUGAACACAAAGUCUUUCUUUUGCCUAUUUUGUCAAUACAAAUAAAGUGUAAUUUGACAGUU